Molecule: messenger RNA, 349 nt
Organism: Terrapene triunguis (Three-toed box turtle)
Lineage: Eukaryota; Metazoa; Chordata; Testudines; Emydidae
Product: E3 ubiquitin-protein ligase MARCH9
Exons: 2
Biological process (GO): protein ubiquitination
Molecular function (GO): ubiquitin-protein transferase activity; zinc ion binding
Source: RefSeq, a predicted model, not a curated record
GGGGAGCUGCUCAGCCCAUGCCGGUGUGACGGGUCCGUCCGCUGCACGCACCAGCCCUGCCUGAUUCGCUGGAUCAGCGAGAGGGGCUCUUGGAGCUGUGAGCUGUGUUACUUCAAAUACCAGGUGUUAGCCAUCAGCACAAAGAACCCCCUGCAGUGGCAGGCGAUUUCCCUGACCGUCAUCGAGAAGGUGCAGAUCGCAGCCAUCAUCCUGGGCUCCCUCUUCCUCAUCGCCAGCAUCUCCUGGCUCAUCUGGUCGUCCCUCAGCCCCUCGGCCAAGUGGCAGCGGCAGGACCUGCUCUUCCAGAUCUGCUACGGCAUGUACGGCUUUAUGGACAUUGUCUGCAUAG